This is a messenger RNA of Cyprinodon tularosa, 3054 nucleotides long. Its product is annotated as V-set and immunoglobulin domain-containing protein 10-like 2. Gene Ontology annotation, cellular component: cell-cell junction. Gene Ontology annotation, molecular function: cell adhesion molecule binding. The coding region runs from base 180 to 2738 and encodes 852 amino acids. The transcript is spliced from 12 exons. Gene Ontology annotation, biological process: cell-cell adhesion. The record is from RefSeq and is a predicted model, not a curated record. NCBI's taxonomy places the organism in Eukaryota, Metazoa, Chordata, Actinopteri, Cyprinodontiformes, Cyprinodontidae.
UUGUGCCUUAAUCUGAAAUCAUCAAGGUGCUUUUGGAUUCAAGUGACAAAGAAACUGAACUUGAUUGGAAAGAAGACACUAGAAAAGGGAUUCGUUGGUCUCCCAAAGCUUCAACUUUCAAGGAGUUUACCCAUUUAUCGGGGUAAAUAUGUUGCUGAACCUAAGAUCAUCAUGAUAUCAUGGCAGCCCUAGUGCUAGAGCUGGAUUUUUUAUUUCUUUCAACAAGCUUAUUGGUUGUAACAACAUGCGCUCUUCAGAUCAAUCACACGGGGGAGGUGGUGUAUCGUGACAACAGCGUCUAUGGGGUGGUGGACAAAUCUGCGGUUCUGGAAUGUGGAGAAGCGUUGCCCGACUUAUACAUAUGGAGCUUCACUAAGCCUGGUGCUGAAGCCAUCAAAGCAGUGCUAUAUGAUUUGGGGAAAGGACCUAGGAUGCAGAAGUUGGCUAAGAUGGUAGGGCCACUGACUAUCCUACCAAACACAGCCUCUAUAAGCAUUGAAAAACUUCCUCUGGCUGCUCAAGGCUUGUUCACCUGCCAGGCUUUCUAUGACAUCGAAGAUGAGCCUAUAGUUUACUACUAUUAUGUACAUCUGACUGUCCAAGUUCCAGUCAGCAAGCCAUAUCCUGUCAUAAGUGAAGCAUCUCCAGCGGAAGGAUCUACAAUAUGGAUGAACUGCAGUGUGGAAAAUGGCUCUGAACCGAUCCAGUACACGUGGCAACAUAAAACUCUUGAAGGAAACAUCUCCAACUUCUCACAGAGCAACCACAGCAGCAUGGCUAUGACCAGCGUCAGUCGGAACCACACAGGCUGGUACCACUGUGCGGUCACCAAUGCAGUGAACAAUGAGACCUCUGACUGGCUAUUAUUAAAUGUCACAUUUGGCCCAGAUGUCCCUCAGAUAGAUGUGACUCCAUACCAGAUAACCGAUCGAGGAUACUCAGCUCUGGAAACUGAGUCGGUAUCUUUGUCAUGUCAAGCCCAGUCCAAUCCAGCCAGCCAGUACAUUUGGUUCUACAACAACUCCCAGGUGUACACCGGGCCAAAGUACACCAUUACUAAGAUCCUCCGUAUCCACACUGGCGACUACACCUGCUUGGCACAAAACUCCCACUUAAAUACCCGCUCCAGGAAAACUGUCAGCCUUAUAGUCCACUACCCUCCAGAUGGCUCUCCCUCUUGCUCUGUGGAAUCAGCUCAGAAUCACACUUCUCUCCGGCUAUUCUGCUCCUGGGCCGGUGGAUUUCCCUCCCCAUCCCUCCGCUGGACUGGAGACAUCAUAAAACCAGGACAAGAACAAGUAGAAACUGAGCAGCGAGGUAAUCUGCAAACCAGCUCUGCCAUUUUGCUGACCUCUGAAGGCCUGAUACAAAACAACAGCUUGUUCACAUGCCUUGGUGCGCAUCCUGCAAGAAAACAGCUGGCAGAAUGCAGCACACAAACAUAUCUCCCCCCUGCAGAACCAGUGUGUUUUGCAUAUGUUACAAACAAUCAGCAAUAUCUGAUGCUGUCCUGUUCCUGGGAUGGAGGGGCCCCAAAAGCCUUGGUGUGGUGGGAGGGACCAGGGGGACAAAGCAAAGGAGGACAAGAAAACUCCAACAUCCUAGUCCUCCGUUAUGGGACCGCCCGAAGUGGGAAACCGUAUACCUGUUAUGCUAAACAUCCACUUCUGAUGGAAGCAAAGAGCUGCAGGCUCACAUUGGAGGCCCCUGUGUUGCUGACGCAGCGCAGAGUCGUGUCUGUAUACGAGGGGAGUGACGUACAGCUCACCUGCAAUCUAAGAGCCAAUUACCUUCCAACCAAUGAUAUCACCUGGUUCAACAAUCAAGGCAUAGAUGUCAGAGACACCUCAAAGUACAUGCUGCUACGAACAACCGGCUGGGCCAACCUGACAGUGAGAGACGCAGAUGAGAUGCAGGACAGCGGAGAGUAUAGAUGCUCCACUUCAAACGCAGUGGGAGGCGCUGAAAUCAAUGUAACUCUGGUGGUCAAGAAAUACCCUAUGCCACCUAAUGCAACCCUGAUCAGAGCGACGUACAACAGCCGACAUCGUAACGAGGUGGAGCUGGAGUGGCAGGUAGAUGGUGUGGAGGAGAAAGGAGGUUGGACUGGUUUCCAUCUGGAACACCAGUGGGUGUCUGAGCGACCAAACAAAAGAGGAAGCAGCAACGAAUCCCAGCUGAGGAUGGAAGAGAGGAUUGGUCCCCAAGACUGGCAGCGCACCAUCAUCCAGGAACCAGAUGCCAGGAGUCACACAGUAAGAGGACUGACUCCAACUGUUACCUACCAGUUCCGCAUAAUACCCAUCAACCAUCGCACGAUUGGACACCCCUCUGUAGCCAAGACUCCAGCUGAAUUGCGUGACAACAUGUACCCUGCUGUGGUUGGAGCAGCCGUUGGCGGGAUGCUGUUUGCAGCCAUUCCCACUGUGCUGUUACUUGUGUACAUCAUACGCAACCGUAACAGCAAUCCUCGGCUUCACGCAAUGCUGUUUGGGUCGCAGCACAGCCAGUCAAGGGAAAACAUUAACUUCCCAGAAGACGAGGUGGCUGCUAGCUCAGACGGUGGACCAGAGAGCAUCGCUGGAUCAUUGAGUCAAGGUAAAACUAUCGCAGAACCACAAGUAUCAUCUUCUGUCUCAGCUUCAUCCUCAUCAAACAAACAAGGAUCUCCCACUGCAGAUGAAAUGAGCCAAGAAUCGCCAUCUUCUGCAGGGCUGCAAGAUUGUAAUCCUACAUGAAUCUAACCGAUUUAGAGAUAUUGGAACCCAAUAUUAAUUUUACAGGCUGUAGAAAGAGUGUGUGAUUACAUCAAGAUAUUGCAUUACUGUGUGAGCAAUUUAAAGUAAGAAUUGAUUUGUUUAGGUAGUAAAAACAGUUUAAUUUUGUAGCCAACUAUUCUGGAAUUACAGAAAAGGGUGCAAAAAAACUAAACCAGAAAUAUGAAAUGUAUAUCAGAUGUGUUAAAAAUAAAACGAAAUAAGGUAAUUAAGUUGUUUCAAUAAAUAAAUGAAUUGCUGAAAGAGGGUUAUAUGUUGCUUUUUCCCCCAUAAAAAA